Penicillium argentinense is the source of this 738-nucleotide messenger RNA. RefSeq lists its product as uncharacterized. The transcript has 3 exons. The record is from RefSeq and is a predicted model, not a curated record. Gene Ontology annotation, biological process: attachment of spindle microtubules to kinetochore. Gene Ontology annotation, cellular component: DASH complex; spindle microtubule. Lineage: Eukaryota; Fungi; Ascomycota; Eurotiomycetes; Eurotiales; Aspergillaceae. Bases 1 to 738 code for a protein of 245 amino acids.
AUGCCGCUUCUCGACUCCCACCUGGAGCAGAUUGCGCUCUCUUCGAGUGCAAUAUCUGAACUACGCUUCCCUCCACCCCGCAUCUUCACAAACGCGUUGCUCGGCUCUCAUGACAUUACGGCCUUGAUCCGCGAUACAGAGGCUCAUGAGCGGGCACUAUUCCAAGUCGACCCAGCUGUCAAAGCUCAAGGGUCGCAACGGCGCGCCACUCGACGUGGAACUACCUUCUCUAAUGAGUCCGAGAACGAAUCCAUGGCGAGCCGGAUCUACUCCGCGCGAAACAAUCGCAACCAGUCUGCAGUGGCUCGAGUCCUAGGCACAGAUAUGAUAAAUGAGAUUAAGCGGUCGGCGGGGACUUCUGCUCGUGGACGUGGCGAAGUCAACAUUGAAGUUCUCUUGCGUGGAGCCGAGAUUCUGUGCAAUGUCUACCCAGUUGCAGGUGCACAGGAAAAGAUUGCCAGACUGCGCUAUCGGCACGAAAUAAUUGCUGACUCCGUGGCCCAGCUCGAGGAUCGUGUCGCUGCAAAUACUGCCGAACUCGAGCAAAUGCGGCAAUCGUACGACGAUGACGACUACAACUACUCCCAUCCUGCUGUACCUCUGCAAGAUGUUCCCGAAGUCACGGACGAGGAUAUUGAGCAGGAAAUGGCCGAGAUUGCGGAUCUGGAGCGAAGGAAACGGGCAUUGGAGGCUCGAGUCAGCGGUAUGGAUAGGGAUCUUGGGGGGCUUAUGGAAUGA